AGUGCGCAUACCAUAUGAGCGUACUGUCAAUGCAAUUUGUCAAACUCUUGGCAAAUGAAAAGUAACUGCUAACUUGUUACACGUGUAACAUCGCAUAUGAUUGUAAUCCACAACAAGAUACGAGAAUAAAUCGCAUAUACGCGUCAUGAUGAACGACGAUUCGGGUGUCGUGUGCUUCCGUCAUUGUUCGAGGAAGAAUGUAUUUUGCAGACACGUGCCGGCGACGUGUCCGGUUUGCUCGUCGCCGAUACAAGAUUUCAUCGUGGACCCGUUUCGCGUCCCGUAUCCUUUCGCGAACGCAGCUCAUAAUCCGACUAGCAUUGCGAUUCGACCUUCGCGCGGCGGCUUCCUGGACGAUUACGACGUCACGCGCGACGACUUGCACGUCGGGGUAGUCGAUUCGGGCGGGCGCGUCGUCGAAUACGAUAAAGCCGGCCUGAUAACGAACGACGUCCACAGGUGGGCCGUUUGCGUCGUCUUCCAGGUGAUACCGGUUGCCUGGACGGUUCGAUGGGAUGAAACGCUGGCAUUUAUAUCGAAAGAUGACAGAUGGAAGUCUGUCAACUACGACGAUAUCAGUCUGAAUUGUUUCAACUUCGUUCUGGAAUUCCUCAAUAAUCUGGGAUACGCGAAUCUCAAGUUUGAAAGCAAGGAAGAUCUAUGCGAGCGAUUGAUACUAUCGAAAAUCCAAAAGGCUAUUAGAUACAGUUCGUUAUACAGAAUCCUGAAGCAUCAGGAAUAUUUGUUGUCGGAUCAUCUUUCUUGAUAUGCGAUAUAUCUCAUUCUUUUAUUAUUUCUCGACAAACUGCUGUUUGUAAUUAUUGCACGAAAUAAAUGUUUAUUUUAUA
This is a messenger RNA of Nylanderia fulva, 848 nucleotides long. RefSeq names its product MKRN2 opposite strand protein-like. The record is from RefSeq and is a predicted model, not a curated record. Lineage: Eukaryota; Metazoa; Arthropoda; Insecta; Hymenoptera; Formicidae.